This is a messenger RNA of Ichthyophthirius multifiliis, 1161 nucleotides long. RefSeq lists its product as hypothetical. The transcript is spliced from 5 exons. The record is from RefSeq and is a predicted model, not a curated record. NCBI's taxonomy places the organism in Eukaryota, Ciliophora, Oligohymenophorea, Hymenostomatida. Gene Ontology annotation, cellular component: cytoplasm. Gene Ontology annotation, molecular function: GTPase activity.
AUGUAAGAAAAAAACAUAUACUUUGGUGUAUUGAUAAUAGGUCCUAGUGGAUCUGGCAAAACCACUCUUUGUGCUGGUUUUUAACAAAUUUUUAAUUAAUUAGAAAGGUCACAUUUAAUAAUAAAUUUAGAUCCAGCAACUGAAUAUACAAAAUAUGAUAAAGCUGAUAUUGAUAUAAAAGAUUUAAUAUGUAUAGAUGAUGUAAUGUAGGAGUUAAAUUUAGGUCCUAAUGGUGCACUAUUAUAUUGUAUGCAAUUUUUAGAAAAUAAUAUUAAUUGGUUAAUAAAUUAAAUAAACUUACAUAAAAAUAAAUAUUUAAUAUUUGACUUUCCUGGAUAAAUAGAGUUAUAUAUGUGUAGUGACCAUGUAAAAAACAUAAUUUAAGUUUUGUAAAAUAAUCAAACUUUUGAAAGCCAAUUAACAGUUUUAGAACUCUUUGAUUCUUGUUUUUGUUAUGAUUAUUCAAGUUUUAUAAGUCUUUCAUUGCACGCACUUUCUUCAUUAAUGAAUUUAGAAAUGCCACAUAUAAAUAUAUUGAGUAAAAUCGACCUAAUGAAACAAAACGGAAAGCCUCCUAUGAGUUUAGAACAUUAUUUAGAAGCUAAAGAUUUGGCAGGAAUAUAUGCUUUUGAUUGUGAAGAAUAUAAAAAAAGUUUAAGUAGUUUUGAUAAAAAAUGCUAUAAGUUAAAUAAAGCUAUUGCUGAACUUUUUGAUGAAUUUGGUUUGAUUAGCUUUUAUCCUUUAUAUAUUAAUAACAAAUUACUUGUUUCAAAUCUUAUUUAUAAAAUAGAUAAAAGCAACGGAUUUUUAUUUUAUCCGGGAUAUGUAUUUUAUUAAAUAAAAUAUUUUUUGAUUUAUGUAAUGUUUUUAAAAGAAUGAGAAAUAUGGAGACUUAAGAAAUCAAAUUGCAGAAAGUGAUGAAAUAUUUGCAACUAAUUAAAUAGCAUAACUAGAACUUGAUCUAUUUGAAGAUAAUGAUGAUUGGAAAAAAGACUUAGAAAUGUGUAAUUAAUAAAAUGAAAGCGAUAAUGAUAAUGAUAAUUGAAUACUUUUUUUUUUAAAAUUUUUAGUAAAUAUAUAACAAUGAAAAAAGAUCUAUAAAUAAUUAAAUUACUUCAAAUACAGAAAUAAUUAUGACUGAAUUAUUAAUUUUCUUUUUAG